AUGUUCUUCUUGGAUAUAUUCUUCUUCAAGAAAUCCUUCUUGGAUAACUUCUUGGCAUUCUUCUUCUUACAUAUCUUUCUUCUUCUUAUUCCCCUUUUCUUCUUGGAUAACAUUCUUCUUUCUUCUGAUAUUCUUCUUGAUAACUUCUUGUGGCAUUCUUCUUAUAUCUCUAACUUUUCUGAUGUUCUUCUUGACAACUUCUUUGUGGCAUUCUUCUUUCAUCUCACAUCUCCUUUUCUUAUAUCCUUCUUGGAUAACCCUUUUCUGAUGUUCUUGCUUAGGAUUCUUUACAUCUCUUUUUCUGAUAUUCUUCUUGAUAACUUCUCAUUCUUCUUUACAUCUCUUCUUCUGAUAUUCUUCUUGGAUAACUUUUGUGGCAUUCUUCUUACAUCUCCUUUUCUGAUAUUCUUCUUGGAUUACUUCUUGUGGCAUUCUUCUUACAUCUCCUUUUCUUUAUUCUUUUAA
Messenger RNA from Acanthosepion pharaonis, 465 nucleotides. NCBI's taxonomy places the organism in Eukaryota, Metazoa, Mollusca, Cephalopoda, Sepiida, Sepiidae. The record is from the annotation of a GenBank genome assembly.